UCUGUGUGUCUGAUCAGUGCGUCGUGGAGGAAUCUGAAGAGCUGCAUACUUGGAACGCUGAAGAUACUCAUCCACUUUAAUCUUUAUAGAAGUGUAUCUGUUAUCAAUUUCGUUCGCACCCCUCUAAGAAUUCCCCAUGAUGUGCAGUGGUGGAAGGUACAUCUACUGUACUUCAGUUUUGAGGCAUUUGUACUUUAGUCAUGUACUUCCCUUUAUGUUACUUUCUACUUCACUACAUCUUAGAUCAUUUAGCAAUUUCCACAAGUUAAAACAACUCCGAUGUAUAUAAAUUGGUUAACAUAAGCACUUGACCCGCUACAAUGUUAAAGUGCUGCCUACUUCUUAACGCAUCAGUGAUUAUCAUCAAUUCUCUUGUUCAGUAUAUAAAUGUAACACUAAAAGUUUCAACAUUAGAACUUUUACUUUUGAUAUGCUGAUGAUACUUCCUUCUACAUUACUUUCAGUUUCAUUGGAGUAUCUAUAUAGUUUACGUGGGCCUUCUUUUUGAGGGAUUAUCAUGUUUAGUUUAGUCAUGUGAAGUCACACAGCAAGACAAAUGGUUAGUGGCUGUCGGACCAUUCCCUUCUCACAAGGCAGUGCAGCAGAAACUCUAGCUGCUCCUGAAAACAAAGGCGCUGUCGCCGUUAGAGACAGGCCUAAGGUUACCCGGGUGACAAGAGGGUUUUGUUUGUCUCUGGUCCUCUGCAGGGUUCCAGAGGCUCAGCUGAAGAGCAUCGUGUGGCAGACUCUACAGGCGGUCAACUUCUGCCACAAGCACAAUUGUAUCCACCGUGAUGUGAAGCCAGAGAACAUCCUCCUCACCAAAACCGGAGUCAUCAAGCUCUGCGACUUCGGUUUCGCCCGCAUUCUGACAGGACCAGAGGACGAGUACACAGACUACGUGGCGACUCGCUGGUACCGGGCCCCUGAGCUGCUGGUCGGGGACACUCAGUACGGGCCCCCUGUGGACAUGUGGGCCCUCGGCUGUGUUUUCGCUGAGCUCCUCAAUGGGAAUCCACUCUGGCCCGGGAAGUCUGAUGUUGACCAGCUCUACCUUAUCCGAAAAACUCUAGGUGACCUGAUCCCCCGGCACCAGCAGGUCUUCCGCUCCAAUGUUUUCUUCAGCGGAGUCAGUAUUCCUGAACCUGACACGACGGAGCCUUUGGAAAAGCGCUUCCAUGGCAUGUCUCUUUAUGCCCUCCAAGUUAUGAAGUCCUGCCUGGUGAUGGACCCGUCACUCCGUCUGUCCUGUGAGGAGCUGCUGGAGCUGCCUUACUUCCUGGAAGAUGGAGUGAACUGGGGCCGUGAGGGGGAGCGCCUGGGGAGACGACAUGACAAAGGCUCCCGACGUAGACAGCCUGGGGCUCAGUACCUGCCUCAGUUACCCAACAGCAACAUCUCACCAGCUCCAGAUGUGAAGAAACAGGUGAAGCAUAAAUAUCACCUGCCCAACAUUUAACAAAGCAACACGUGUGGGCUGAGCUGAAAAAAGGCUGACUCAUGCUAAGCUUUGUGCGAUCAUUUGAAUACAGUAAAAUAUAUUGUUGUUGUUGUGACGGUGAAAA
Gymnodraco acuticeps is the source of this 1565-nucleotide messenger RNA. Its product is annotated as cyclin-dependent kinase-like 1. Gene Ontology annotation, biological process: intracellular signal transduction; protein phosphorylation. Bases 557 to 1459 code for a protein of 300 amino acids. The record is from RefSeq and is a predicted model, not a curated record. Gene Ontology annotation, cellular component: cytoplasm; nucleus. Gene Ontology annotation, molecular function: cyclin-dependent protein serine/threonine kinase activity; MAP kinase activity; ATP binding. Lineage: Eukaryota; Metazoa; Chordata; Actinopteri; Perciformes; Bathydraconidae. The transcript is spliced from 8 exons.